UUGCUGAGAUCAUUAGAGCCUGAGUCACUCUCCCCAGAAGACCCAGACCUAGAACUACCCAGAGCAAAACCACAGCUGGUGGACAGUCCGGGAGUGGACAAAAUGGAGACAAAUUCCUCUCUCCCCACGAACAUCUCUGGAGGGCCACCUGCUAUAGCUGCUGGCUAUCUCUUCCUGGAUAUCUUCACUUAUCUGGUAUUUGCAGUCACCUUUGUCCUCGGGGUCCUGGGCAACGGGCUUGUGAUCUGGGUGGCUGGAUUCCGGAUGAGACACACAGUCACCACCAUCAGUUACCUGAACCUGGCUGUGGCUGACUUCUGUUUCACCUCCACUUUGCCGUUCUUAGUGGUCGUGAAGGUCAUGAGAGGACAUUGGCCUUUCGGUUGGUUCCUGUGCAAAUUCAUCUUUAGCAUAGUGGAUAUCAAUUUGUUUGGAAGUGUCUUCCUGAUCGCCCUCAUUGCUCUGGACCGCUGUAUUUGUGUCCUGCAUCCAGUCUGGACCCAGAACCACCGCACCGUGAGCCUGGCCAAGAAGGUGAUCAUCGGGCCCUGGGUGAUGGCUCUGCUCCUCACAUUGCCAGUUAUCAUUCGUGUGACUACAGUACCUGGUAAACUCGGGCCAGGGACAGUAGCCUGCACUUUUGACUUUUCACCCUGGACCAAUGACCCUGUGGAGAAGCUGAAGGUGACCAUUGCCAUGUUGACGGUGAGAGGCAUCAUCCGGUUCAUCAUUGGCUUCAGCGUGCCCAUGUCCAUCGUCGUUGUCAGUUAUGGGCUUAUUGCCACCAAGAUCCACAAGCAAGGCUUAAUUAAGUCCAGUCGUCCCUUGCGGGUCCUCUCCUUUGUCGUAGCUGCCUUUUUUCUCUGCUGGUUCCCAUAUCAGGUGGUGGCCUUCAUAGCCACAGUCAGACUCCAUAACAUAUUACAAGGCCUGUCCAAAGAACUUAGAAUUGCAGUGGAUGUGACAAGUGCCCUGGCCUUCUUCAACAGCUGCCUCAACCCGAUGCUCUAUGUCUUCAUGGGCCAGGACUUCCGGGAGAGGCUGAUCCACUCUCUGCCCACCAGUCUGGAGAGGGCCCUAACCGAGGACUCAGCCCAAACCAGUGACACAGCUACCAAUUCUACUUUACCUUCUGCAGAGGUGCAGUUACAGGCGAAGUGAGGAGGGAGCUGGGGACACUUUCGAGCUCCCAGCUCCAGCUUUGUCUCACCUUGGGUUAGGCUGAGCCACAGGCAUUUCCUGCUUAUUUUAGGGUUACCCACUCAUCAGAAAAAAAAGCCUUUAUGUCCCCUGAUUUCGGGAGAAUAAACAGAUAUGAGUUUA
This is a messenger RNA of Macaca mulatta (Rhesus monkey), 1323 nucleotides long. It is a transcript of the gene FPR1, whose product is annotated as formyl peptide receptor 1. Gene Ontology annotation, biological process: positive regulation of cytosolic calcium ion concentration; complement receptor mediated signaling pathway; inflammatory response. Gene Ontology annotation, molecular function: complement receptor activity; N-formyl peptide receptor activity. NCBI's taxonomy places the organism in Eukaryota, Metazoa, Chordata, Mammalia, Primates, Cercopithecidae. Gene Ontology annotation, cellular component: plasma membrane. The record is from RefSeq and is a predicted model, not a curated record.